UUAGCCAAUCACAGCAGUGGGCGUUUACACUGAAGUCUCACAGCAGACACGCCCCUUAAAACAGAACGUUCAAAUAAGAGGGCUAAAAUCAAGGUAGGAAAAAUGCCUUUUAUUUCUAAAUUAUUAAAAUUUUUAAUGUAAAAAAGCAUACUUACAUUAUAAGUACACCUCAGGAAACAUUAUAAAACAAUAAAACAACGCAGUUCAUUACUCCUUUAAACUCUCUUCAGAACAAAAGCGCAAUGAGAAUAUGGACAUCGAAAAUUGAAAGAACCUAACACUGAUUUUAUUAAUACAUCUAUAAUGUUGGCUUCUGAUUAAAAUGACAUGAAAAAAUGUUUGCAAGCAGAGAGAAAACAAUAAGUAUUUUAUUAACAUUAUUUUCAUCAGACAUUUUUAUGAUUGGUAACAUGAAAUACAUCUGAGCUCAAAUUCUGGAAAAGAAAUCUGAUAACGUAACCAGCAUCAGUAUGUAAUGUAAUGUAAUACUGACUAAUGUAAUACUACGGUCUAUCCAGUGUCCCAAAGUCCCCUUGCUAAAAGCGAUGCUUUGUUUUGUUGAUGAAUUGGUGCAAUAACUUUUAAUGUAUUUGCAGGAACACGGGGUCAAAUAAAAAGGACAAUGUCCCCAAGGACAGUGUCCCCCUUAGUGGUUCUAUUGAUUUUUAUAGGAUUGUUGGGGCCAGUGUGCGAAAAUGUAAAUAAUGUGUCUGAUUCAGCAGUUUCACAUCAUACAGCCUCAUCAGACCAAAGUGUUAACGACAGGAACCAAUCAAAUAACAGUGCACUGGAAUAUUGGCCUGUGGCCACACGUACAGAUGUUAAAAUUUUUAGGAAAGGAUCACUUGUUAUUUCCAGGCAAUAUUGGUACCCCUUUUUAGAAAUAGUCAUUAAAAAACCCAUAUCCCCUGCGAUCACCUCGGCCACAACACCAUCAUAUACAACGCAGCUAUUCAGCUCGGUGUCGUCACCAACUUCAAGUAUGCUGCCUACUUCAUCUUUCCCAGCAACCGCACAUACAACCACUUUAGGGCCAUCAACAACCAAAACAACAAAGUCUACAAUUUCAAUAGAGCCCCUAACAACCAUCAUUCAAGCACAUACAAGCAAACAGACAACAACCUCAAGACAAAUAUCAGAAACAACAGAGUCACAAAUUUCAAAACUACCGACAACAAUCACCAAUCCAACAACAACAAUCUUACCAACUGCCUACUCAAGACAAUCAACAUCCUUCACAAGUUCUACAAGAUCAGUGCUACCAGAAACUACAACUUCAAACAAUAUACCAUUAGACACCUCAAGGCAACUAACAGCCAUCACAUCAGAGCUGUCUGUAUUUCCAGAAACGAUCACUCCAUCAACAACACCAGCAACUACUUCAAUACCGCUAACUGCCAAUCCAUCUGCAAAUCUGCCAGCUACAUCAGAAGCAGGAGUUAGUGUUGAAAGCUUUAAAACUACAAUUGCUGAAAGAACAACCAGAACUGCAGAACCAGAACUGGCUUCCACUACAGCUUUAUGGUCUACAGUGGCACCUGGAACAACAAAGGCAGCAACAACAGUUCUACUACCUAAAACAGGUUUGACAAAAUAUUUUAUGACUAUACAUUUCUGUUCAAAAGUUUGGGGUUGUAAGAUUUUUUUUUUUUUUUAAAUGUUUUUGAAAAAAUGGUCUCUUAUGGCCUCCAAGGCAACAUUUGUUCAAAAAUACAGCAACAGUAAUAUUGUGAAAUACUAUUACAAUUUAAAAUAACUUUUUUAUUGUAAUAUAUUUUUAAAUGCCAUUCAUUCCUGUGACGUUAAAGCUGAAUUUUCACCAUCAUUUCUCCAUUGUCACAUGAUCCUUACUCCAGUGUCACAUGAUCCUUAAGAAAUCAUUCUAAUAUGCUGAUUUACUGCUCAAGAAACUUUUCGGUUGCACUUUAUUUUACAGUACGUGCACUUACAUGUACUUACAGUGUACUUACCUAAGAAAGUACUGGGCAAUAUCAGGUGACUACAUGGGUUAUCUUUUCUUAUUUUCCCCCCAGUAUUCUCUUGUGAAUAGAAAGAUCAAAAAAACAACAGCAUUUAUUUGACAUAGAUUUUUUUUUUUUUUUUUUUUUUUGUAACAAUGACUAUAUGUUUUUGAAUCAGAUUUAAAAGGUUAAGCAUGUUAUUCCAUUACCGCUAGCGGCAACAAACAGAGUUGAAAAACUGCAACUGCAAGACAGGUCAUUAAAAUAACUUUUUUUUCCCCCCAAUUUGACAUGCCAUAUUAAGAACACAAUGUCUGGACUUCAGGAACUAGUCAAGCCAGUGAGAUAAUUAUGUAUUACAGUGAGCUGCAGGAAGAGCAGACAAUGUUUUAGAUAACAUGAAGUUUUGGGUUUGCCAUUUUUGCAUUAUUUUUUUGUAACGGGGAAGUUAUUCAUGAAUAUAUGUGGUGCUGGAAAACAAAAGCGAGAUGAAGCAAAGUAAUGUUUAGAAGAACAUUGAUAAAAGAACAUAUUUUAACAAACAAAAAUCUUCACUCUUCACUACCAAUAUUGUUACACUAAAUGAUUUGAAUGUUAUUAUUGUACUCUAACCUGAUGCUCAUUUGAUUUACCUAUAGAGGUCAUGGCAACACUUCAGCCUACACAAGCAGUAGCUACAACAGAGGCAGUGACAAAUACAGUACAAUUUGCAAUAAAAUCAACAACGCAGUCUGAAGUCACAACAGAACCAUUACCAGCCAAAACAUAUUCAAUAACACCAAGUGAAACAACAGUGUCUGCAUCAGAAACGGCACCACCAACAACAAAAAUACCAGCUUCUAGUGCUAUUUUUACAGCUUCAGCUUCAACCUUAACAGGAGCGACAUCAGCAGCUACACUGGACACAACCACAGCAGAAACUGUUAGAAAUGAACCAGAAACAACCAAGACUACUCUAGCUGAGGUUUCAUCUACUGGAUUACAUUCAAUGGCAGUAGACACAGUGACAACAACAGGCCAAGCAGAGUCUGCUACUUCAGCCAAAGCUGCAACAUCGGUACCAGAAACAUCUCAAGUCACAAUGGAACCUACACCAAUACAAAACAAAACCACAAUGUUAAUGUCAAUGAAGCCAGUAACAGUGGAUCAUACCUCAGAGGUCUUCACCACUGUCAAAAAAGUGACAGAAGAGCGUACAACACAAGCUGAUAUGGGUUCUUCAUCAGCAGGACAAACUACAUUAAGAGCAUCUGGUACAACAGAAUCAACAAUUACUCCAACUACAGCAGCACCAAUAACAGAGGAAUCAUCACCUCUAACUGAAGCAGGUGAAGGAAAGACAACAGCUGCAAGAACAUCCAGAACUUCAGAAUCAUCUGCAGAAGCCCCAACAUUGUUAGUGUCAACAACAAGUGCAACUACUCCAGCAUCAGCAGAAGUGACAUCAGCAUUGCCAGCAACUGCAUCAGAGACAAACACAGCAUCAACUAUCAGAAAUGAACCAGAAACAAUCAAGACUACUACAGAAUCGACUACAGAAGCCCAAACAUUGUUAAUGCCAACAGUGGCACAGAGCACAAUCAGUGUAACAGCCAUGAGUGCUACAACAUCUGAAACUUCAGUAGCUACAGGGGAGUCAGUGGCUGCAGUAACAUCCAAAGAGUCUAAAACUACUAUGAUAAUGCCAACAACAUCAGUUGACAUACAGCAUAUAACCACAGACACUGUCAGAACAGUACAAACAACAACAACACAGGAACCAGCAACAGAGACGACAGUGACAACUGGUUCAACGACAGUGACAAUUGUUUCACCAAUAACCGAGGAAUCAUCACCUCUAACUGAAGCAGUUGAAGGAAAGACAACAGCUGCAAGAACAUCCAGAACUUCAGAAUCAUCUGCAGAAGCCCCAACAUUGUUAGUGUCAACAACAAGUGCAACUACUCCAGCAUCAGCAGAAGUGACAUCAGCAUUGCCAGCAACUGCAUCAGAGACAAACACAGCAUCAACUAUCAGAAAUGAACCAGAAACAAUCAAGACUACUACAGAAUCGACUACAGAAGCCCAAACAUUGUUAAUGCCAACAGUGGCACAGAGCACAAUCAGUGUAACAGCCAUGAGUGCUACAACAUCUGAAACUUCAGUAGCUACAGGGGAGUCAGUGGCUGCAGUAACAUCCAAAGAGUCUAAAACUACUAUGAUAAUGCCAACAACAUCAGUUGACAUACAGCAUAUAGCCACAGACACUGUCAGAACAGUACAAACAACAACAACAACAACACAGGAACCAGCAACAGAGACGACAGUGACAAUUGGUUCAACGACAGUGACAAUUGGUUCACCAAUAACGGAGGAAUCAUCACCUCUAACUGAAGCAGUUGAAGGAAAGACAACAGCUGCAAGAACAUCCAGAACUUCAGAAUCAUCUGCAGAAGCCCCAACAUUGUUAGUGUCAACAAGUGCAACUACUCCAGCAUCAGCAGAAGUGACAUCAGCAUUGCCAGCAACUGCAUCAGAGACAAACACAGCAUCAACUAUCAGAAAUGAACCAGAAACAAUCAAGACUACUACAGAAUCGACUACAGAAGCCCAAACAUUGUUAAUGCCAACAGUGGCACAGAGCACAAUCAGUGUAACAGCCAUGAGUGCUACAACAUCUGAAACUUCAGUAGCUACAGGGGAGUCAGUGGCUGCAGUAACAUCCAAAGAGUCUAAAACUACUAUGAUAAUGCCAACAACAUCAGUUGACAUACAGCAUAUAACCACAGACACUGUCAGAACAGUACAAACAACAACAACACAGGAACCAGCAACAGAGACGACAGUGACAAUUGGUUCAACGACAGUGACAAUUGUUUCACCAAUAACGGAGGAAUCAUCACCUCUAACUGAAGCAGUUGAAGGAAAGACAACAGCUGCAAGAACAUCCAGAACUUCAGAAUCAUCUGCAGAAGCCCCAACAUUGUUAGUGUCAACAAGUGCAACUACUCCAGCAUCAGCAGAAGUGACAUCAGCAUUGCCAGCAACUGCAUCAGAGACAAACACAGCAUCAACUAUCAGAAAUGAACCAGAAACAAUCAAGACUACUACAGAAUCGACUACAGAUGCCCAAACAUUGUUCGUGCCAACAGUGGCACAGAGCACAAUCAGUGUAACAGCCAUGAGUGCUACAACAUCUGAAACUUCAGUAGCUACAGGGGAGUCAGUGGCUGCAGUAAAAUCCAAAGAGUCUAAAACUACUAUGAUAAUGCCAACAACAUCAGUUGACAUACAGCAUAUAACCACAGACACUUUCAGAACAGUACAAACAACAACAACACAGGAACCAGCAACAGAGACGACAGUGACAAUUGGUUCAACGACAGUGACAAUUGGUUCAACAAUAACAGAGGAAUCAUCACCUCUAACUGAAGCAGUUGAAGGAAAGACAACAGCUGCAAGAACAUCCAGAACUUCAGAAUCAUCUGCAGAAGCCCCAACAUUGUUAGUGUCAACAACAAGUGCAACUACUCCAGCAUCAGCAGAAGUGACAUCAGCAUUGCCAGCAACUGCAUCAGAGACAAACACAGCAUCAACUAUCAGAAAUGAACCAGAAACAAUCAAGACUACUACAGAAUCGACUACAGAAGCCCAAACAUUGUUAGUGCCAACAGUGGCACAGAGCACAAUCAUUAUAACAGCCAUGAGUGCUACAACAUCUGAAACUUCAGUAGCUACAGGGGAGUCAGUGGCUGCAGUAACAUCCAAAGAGUCUAAAACUACUAUGAUAAUGCCAACAACAUCAGUUGACAUACAGCAUAUAACCACAGACACUGUCAGAACAGUACAAACAACAACAACACAGGAACCAGCAACAGAGACGACAGUGACAAUUGGUUCACCAAUAACCGAGGAAUCAUCACCUCUAACCAAAGCAGUUGAAGGAAAGACAACAGCUGCAAGAACAUCCAGAACUUCAGAAUCAUCUGCAGAAGCCCCAACAUUGUUAGUGUCAACAAGUGCAACUACUCCAGCAUCAGCAGAAGUGACAUCAGCAUUGCCAGCAACUGCAUCAGAGACAAACACAGCAUCAACUAUCAGAAAUGAACCAGAAACAAUCAAGACUACUACAGAAUUGACUACAGAAGCCCAAACAUUGUUAGUGCCAACAGUGGCACAGAGCACAAUCAGUGUAACAGCCAUGAGUGCUACAACAUCUGAAACUUCAGUAGCUACAGGGGAGUCAGUGGCUGCAGUAACAUCCAAAGAGUCUAAAACUACUAUGAUAAUGCCAACAACAUCAGUUGACAUACAGCAUAUAGCCACAGACACUGUCAGAACAGUACAAACAACAACAACAACAACACAGGAACCAACAGCAGAGACGACAGUGACAAUUGGUUCAACGACAGUGACAAUUGGUUCACCAAUAACAGAGGAAUCAUCACCUCUAACUGAAGCAGUUGAAGGAAAGACAACAGCUGCAAGAACAUCCAGAACUUCAGAAUCAUCUGCAGAAGCCCCAACAUUGUUAGUGUCAACAACAAGUGCAACUACUCCAGCAUCAGCAGAAGUGACAUCAGCAUUGCCAGCAACUGCAUCAGAGACAAACACAGCAUCAACUAUCAGAAAUGAACCAGAAACAAUCAAGACUACUACAGAAUCGACUACAGAAGCCCAAACAUUGUUAAUGCCAACAGUGGCACAGAGCACAAUCAGUGUAACAGCCAUGAGUGCUACAACAUCUGAAACUUCAGUAGCUACAGGGGAGUCAGUGGCUGCAGUAACAUCCAAAGAGUCUAAAACUACUAUGAUAAUGCCAACAACAUCAGUUGACAUACAGCAUAUAACCACAGACACUUUCAGAACAGUACAAACAACAACAACACAGGAACCAGCAACAGAGACGACAGUGACAAUUGGUUCAACAAUAACCGAGGAAUCAUCACCUCUAACUGAAGCAGUUGAAGGAAAGACAACAGCUGCAAGAACAUCCAGAACUUCAGAAUCAUCUGCAGAAGCCCCAACAUUGUUAGUGUCAACAACAAGUGCAACUACUCCAGCAUCAGCAGAAGUGACAUCAGCAUUGCCAGCAACUGCAUCAGAGACAAACACAGCAUCAACUAUCAGAAAUGAACCAGAAACAAUCAAGACUACUACAGAAUCGACUACAGAAGCCCAAACAUUGUUAAUGCCAACAGUGGCACAGAGCACAAUCAGUGUAACAGCCAUGAGUGCUACAACAUCUGAAACUUCAGUAGCUACAGGGGAGUCAGUGGCUGCAGUAACAUCCAAAGAGUCUAAAACUACUAUGAUAAUGCCAACAACAUCAGUUGACAUACAGCAUAUAACCACAGACACUGUCAGAACAGUACAAACAACAACAACACAGGAACCAGCAACAGAGACGACAGUGACAAUUGGUUCAACGACAGUGACAAUUGUUUCACCAAUAACGGAGGAAUCAUCACCUCUAACUGAAGCAGUUGAAGGAAAGACAACAGCUGCAAGAACAUCCAGAACUUCAGAAUCAUCUGCAGAAGCCCCAACAUUGUUAGUGUCAACAAGUGCAACUACUCCAGCAUCAGCAGAAGUGACAUCAGCAUUGCCAGCAACUGCAUCAGAGACAAACACAGCAUCAACUAUCAGAAAUGAACCAGAAACAAUCAAGACUACUACAGAAUUGACUACAGAAGCCCAAACAUUGUUAGUGCCAACAGUGGCACAGAGCACAAUCAGUGUAACAGCCAUGAGUGCUACAACAUCUGAAACUUCAGUAGCUACAGGGGAGUCAGUGGCUGCAGUAACAUCCAAAGAGUCUAAAACUACUAUGAUAAUGCCAACAACAUCAGUUGACAUACAGCAUAUAGCCACAGACACUGUCAGAACAGUACAAACAACAACAACAACAACACAGGAACCAACAGCAGAGACGACAGUGACAAUUGGUUCAACGACAGUGACAAUUGGUUCACCAAUAACAGAGGAAUCAUCACCUCUAACUGAAGCAGUUGAAGGAAAGACAACAGCUGCAAGAACAUCCAGAACUUCAGAAUCAUCUGCAGAAGCCCCAACAUUGUUAGUGUCAACAACAAGUGCAACUACUCCAGCAUCAGCAGAAGUGACAUCAGCAUUGCCAGCAACUGCAUCAGAGACAAACACAGCAUCAACUAUCAGAAAUGAACCAGAAACAAUCAAGACUACUACAGAAUCGACUACAGAAGCCCAAACAUUGUUAAUGCCAACAGUGGCACAGAGCACAAUCAGUGUAACAGCCAUGAGUGCUACAACAUCUGAAACUUCAGUAGCUACAGGGGAGUCAGUGGCUGCAGUAACAUCCAAAGAGUCUAAAACUACUAUGAUAAUGCCAACAACAUCAGUUGACAUACAGCAUAUAACCACAGACACUGUCAGAACAGUACAAACAAAAACAACACAGGAACCAGCAACAGAGACGACAGUGACAACUGGUUCAACUACAGAAACCAUCACCAAAAAGGAGUCCUCAGAGGUCUUCACCACUGUCAAAAAAGUGACAGAAGAGCGUACAACACAAGCUGAUAUGGGUUCUUCAUCAGCAGGACAAACUAUGUUAAGAGCAUCUGGUACAACAAAAUCAACAAUUACUCCAACUACAGCAGCACCAAUGACCACAAAUACUGAUCCUCCUACCCGUGAUGAGGGAAGCAUAAUGUUAAGAUUCAGUCUAAAUGAAACUUUCCAAGAAUCAUAUAGGAACAGAUCAUCCCCUGCUUUCCUUACAUUGACAUCCAGAGUGGUAUCUGUGGUAAACUUAAUUUACAUGGCAAGCAAUCUCCAAGGAUUCAGGCGAUGCAGAGUUGAAUCCUUCUCGAGUGGCUCCAUUAAAGUUGAAAUGACUCUUGUCUUUGACAAUUCUUCUAUUGUUCCAAGCUCAGUUGAGGUAGAAGCUAUUCUUAAUAGAAACACUAUGAAUGGCACCAUACCUCUUAACAUCAUACUGGAUACUAUCAAAGCAGGGGAAACAGUUACUUCUACACCUGCGCCUGUCACAAUUGGAACCAUACAAAUUACUGCCACAGCAAGUACAAAUGAGAACACAAACUCCACCUCUGGUGCCUUUUCAUGGAUGGUUUGCUGUUCACUAAUGGCUAUAUCUCCAUCCAUCACUGUUUUAUUAGUUCAAACUGUGAUGUUUUUGUAAUUGUAUAGUGCACUAGUAAAGUUCAAAAAAGAGAUAAAACACUAUAGAAAGACACCAUGUUUAAUAUAAUAUUUAUGCUGAUUUGAUUAGUGAAUAUAGACAAAUGUAGAAAUUAUUGCAUUAAAAUUAAGCAAUAUAUUGUUUACAGCAUUUAUUAAUGUUAGAUAAUAAAAAUGUUCUUGUUCAUGCAUUAAGUAAUGUUAACAGAUGCAGCUUUUGAUCUUCAAAAUCUAUUUAAAAAUGUUGAGAUUAUCAUUCGCUUAGACUAAUUAAUGCUGUAGAAGUAUUUUUCAUUGUGAGUUCAUGUUAACUAACAUAGUUAAUGUCACAUCUAGUUUUUUUAGGGGGGGGGGACCAAAAAAGUUUGAGAAACCACUAAUGUAAAAUAAAUAAACUGCACUUGGGUUCAAAGCAACUUGCCUCAGUGGAUCAUAGUUACAGUUAUCUGUUAAAGGUGCAAGGACAUUUUUGGAGAGGCUAGCAAUAGCAAACCAGCUUUCAAAUUCAUAACAUCCCACCCUCACUUCAGAGUGCUCUCCAAAUCCAUGCCUCCUUCAAAACUCAAAAGCAUACACACAGCUGCUCUCGGCAAAGCGUCACUCAAGAUGGUGUUGUGCCGAAUUUCGACUACCUGCUAAAUUAUUAACCCCCUCGUUGAAGUUGCUACCUGAUUGCCUAAUCCUAUCCCCACCCCUAAUCAACCAUAAACAACUUAGAGAGCUUGUACCUGACUGCUGCAGAUUCAUUUCGGUGUUGAUACUGUUGACAUGGAAAUGCUUAAUUCCAAGACUGGGUGAUUGAACAGCCCCGGUUAGAAUGUCACUUUUAUUACCUAUUGCACUUUUAACAAAUGAAACCUUAUUGUAAAGUGUUACCAUAUUAGCUAAAAAAAAAAGUAAUUAGUUAUGGUCAGUCCUUCAUCUGAGAAGGAGUCAUCAGGGAUUUGUGCAAUUCAAUAGUUUGUCAUAUAAAACAUUUAUUUGUUGGUUUGGAAAAUAAGAUGCUUCACUUUAUUCUUUUUGAAUACUUAUGUUUUGUUAACAUUAUUUUGUUGAUAUUUCAGAUAUUUUGAGUACUGAAUUUGUAUAUUCUUUGUUAGUAAAGUUAAUCCAUUCUGA
Messenger RNA from Ctenopharyngodon idella (grass carp), 10241 nucleotides. It is a transcript of the gene muc13a, whose product is annotated as mucin 13a, cell surface associated. The record is from RefSeq and is a predicted model, not a curated record. Lineage: Eukaryota; Metazoa; Chordata; Actinopteri; Cypriniformes; Xenocyprididae. The coding region runs from base 623 to 1657 and encodes 344 amino acids. The transcript has 20 exons.